UCAGAAAUUAAGCGGCUAAAUCAUCAAGAAAAGGAAAAACAAAAAGAAAAGGAAAAAGGGUUUUAGUGCAUCAUGGUGCAGCUGGCUUUUGGCUGUCACUUUACUCAAAAUUAAGCCAAUUUCUGGUGUUUUCUGCACUCCCUCAUACUCUCUCAGUCGGUGUGGUGUUGCGCUUUUGUAAUAUUGGCUGAUGUCCGGACAAAGAUCGAGUUGAAAGAGAGCCAAAGCUGUUGGUGUGUGUAUUUAUAUAGAGUCUGAGGAUACUAUACUGCUACUAUUACUAUAUGCAAUAAUAAGCUUGAGAAGUUAAGAGAGAGAAGAGCUAGUACUGAGGUAGAGAGAAGAAUGGCUGUUGAUCUGAGGCAAGUAAUGGCUGCUGUUCUUACAUUCUCCAUGUUCAUAAUGCUCGGAAACAUGAUCAAGAGAGACCACAUCGAUCCAUUUCUGGAACCGUUGCCGGUAUCACCUGAUGUCCAAUACCAUGCUCUCAAGGUCUCAAAACCAGGCAUGGUGAAAUUAAUUGAAACCAGAUAUGGUCCUUGGAUGGAAAACAACGAUUCCAUGAAUCCUUGCUGGACAACCCCCUUAUCAAAAGGGAAGGUGCAGUCCAAUGGUUACAUCUUUUUCUCAUUGACUCAUGGCCCUGAAUAUCAUGCUUCACAGUUGGCUAAUGCUGUGGCGGUAGCCAAGCAUCUUGGAGCAACACUUGCACUUCCAGAUAUUCGAGGAAGCAAACUGGGAGAGAAAAGACGCUUUGGAGAAAUAUAUGACGUCAACAACUUCAUAAGAAGCCUGAAUGGAGUAGUCCAAGUCGACAAGAAUCCACCUGCUGAAUUAUCAAAUGGGAGGCUCCCAAUUGUGAGGGUGCCCAACAGAGUUUCUGAGGACUUCAUAGCUUCGAAAGUUGAGCCCGUGUUUAAGAGCAAACGAAAUUUGAAGAUCGUUACUUAUUUCAAUCCAUCAGCUGUGACUAAAGCGAAAGUAGACAAGUCGCAAAAUGCAUAUCAGUGCCUGGCAAUGUUUGAAAGCCUCAAGUUGCAGACAGACUUACAGGAACUGGCUGAUUCAAUGGUCGGGACGCUGAGAAGCAUGAGCCAGAGCUCACGUGGCCGUUUUAUUGCAGUGGACUUGAGGGUUGAGAUGUUGGGGAAAAAGAGCUGCAGAGAGACUGAUGAAACGAGUAAACAGUGUCAGAACGCUGAAGAAAUCGGCGUGUUUCUUGAGAAGAUCGGGUUUCAUACAGACACAACUAUAUAUUUAACUCAGACGGGGUGGCAUAGCAGUCUGAAUGCACUGAGAGAUGUUUUCCCCAACACUUUUACUAAGGAAGCAAUAAUACCUGCUGAUGAGAAGGCGAAAUUUAUGGACUCAGAAAGUCAUGAAUAUGAAAAAUUCAUUGACUUCUACAUGUGCACAGUGGGAGAUGUCUUUGUUCCAGCCUUCAGGAGCAGAUUUUAUGCCAGCAUUGUCGGGAAGAGAAUUGGUGAUGGCAACACACAGAUACUUCUCCCAGCAAUGAACACUACUACUUCUGCAGCAGACUAUAUAUCCCCUUAUAUAGCUAAGAAAAGCCACUUUGCGUACUCAUGCUUCUGCUGAAAUCUUAAAUGAACUCUAAACUGUAUGUAUAAGGUUGUUGGCUGGGAUCCUCUGUCUAAGUAUAAAUAUUUUAUUUUCGCACUAUAAAUAAAACGCUCCAGAAGUUUCGUCUAUAAAUCCACUCUUCCAACAGUAAA
This is a messenger RNA of Sesamum indicum (sesame), 1736 nucleotides long. Its product is annotated as protein MANNAN SYNTHESIS-RELATED 1. The record is from RefSeq and is a predicted model, not a curated record. NCBI's taxonomy places the organism in Eukaryota, Viridiplantae, Streptophyta, Magnoliopsida, Lamiales, Pedaliaceae.